AUGAAUGGUUGGACUCUCGCACUUGGUCUGACUCCAAAUCCCAAUGCAAACAUUGAGUGGACGGAUAGAUUUUACGGUGACCUGCAAGAUGUCAUACACCUAGCUUGUAUCGGUCGAGCAGACUGGAGCUUGAUCUACAGAUUUCGCGUAUGCUACGGCUUUGUUCUCUCUGGAGAAGUAUCGGCCGACCGGCGUUUCACUCAUACCACGGCACUUUUGGAUGAAGGAAGUGUCGAAGAAGCACGGGAGUAUAUCAUUCAUUUGGAGGACAUUCACUUUGCGGGUAUGGAAACUGGAAUGCUAGAUAUAAAUAAACUGAGGCAUGCCAACAGGAUUCGGCUACCUCCAGGCAGACAACAUGACAGUGUCGGAGCCUUUCCGUCCGAUGACUGGAGCCCGGACGCUUGUAUGAACUAUGCCAACGACUUGGCUCGGAAUGGAAGGUUGAAUCUGGACUUCAAAAAAACUCAGCUUGAGGAGGCCCAUGUCGAUUUGUGCGAUGUUCGAGGAUUAGCAUUUAGAAAGCAACUCGAGAAAGACGACGCAGACUACAAGAAACAAAACCCUCAGCAGUUACGCAAAGUAUGCCAAGAUUAUUUGAAUCAAUGGCACACAAGCAAGAAUUUGCUUUUACAGCUUCGACCAUGUUCGAUCCUCCAUGACACUCUACAUCUCUAUCGGUAUAUAUUCCGGGAGGACUUUCUUGGGAAUAUACUCAAAGGCGAGGAAUCUGGAACAGGACAUUGGAACCAGCCAAGGAAUGACUCAGAUGUCAGUUUGGCGAUCGCCUCAGUUAUUGCAGCGAUUGAUGACCUGCAACUGCAGAGGCAUAAGGAUACUAACCCGCUCGCAGCGUUCGCGGGUGGUUUCUGCCUUUCCACUAGCUACAGUAUCGCCCUUGCAGGCGGUAAGGCGGGUAUGCCAGUUUCGCGCCCACGAAGAUGUUGGUUCAUGCCUCUGGUCGUCUCGAGAGGAGGCUAUCUGGAUAUAAUUGAUAGAUGGCGUGAAAAGAAUAAGAGGCCAACUUCAGAUACGACCGUGAACGGACAAGGGCACCAUAUACUGGUGGUUCUACAAGAAUCAGAGCAAGAUGGUGAUUCAAAUAGGAAGAUAUUUGAGAUAAGCAUCUACGACAGUGCACCGAGCAUACUGGCCGACGCGAUCCAGCGCGCAGACGACCCCCUGUCCAGGAUCAUCAAGAACAUUGCUGCUGAGCUCAAAUGGCCUCAACAGCGUCUGAAUGACGGAGCGGAGUAUCUUUUACAGACAAUACCUGCUCCAAGUCAGCAGAGCGGCGGAUGGCAGUGCGGGCCUCAUGUUGUAAUCAAUGCAUGGAUUCUAGCUCUGGGCUUGCACCCGAACCCGAGUAAAGCAUACGACGACGUCAUAUACGAAGAAUUCCAUACUCUCGCGCGUGCCGCCGUAGUCGGUCUACUGGACUGGCGAACGUUAGCUGCAUGGAUAUUUUGUCGCCAGCUUGCUUUCGAGAAUAGGGUAUCCGAUAUAACACCUGAUCGUCAGUUUCGUAUGACAGACUUCUGGAAAAACGAGAAUUCCUUGGCCGAUAAGAUUCAGGAGAAUGAACAAAAUGAAAUCACUGUCGCAGCGAUGUCUGAGGCGGACCUGCCUUACGAUAGAGGUAACAACCCUGUACAUUGGACGAAUGCUGCGUUGAAGAAAAGAAAGGCGAAGAUAGAGGUAAACAACAAAAAGAAAGACAAAAAGCACGGUUUGUGGAGAAGCUACGAUGACCCAGAUCUGGAUUUCCUUGGUCACCCUAAAUAUACGACCCAGAAGCUUGGUGGGGAACCUCAGAUUCGACAUGGAUAUGGCGGGAUGGGACAAGCUGCUACGAUCAACAGUAAGAAGCGCAAGCCAGAAGAAAAAGCUGGUUACUGUGAAGAAUUCACACGCGAUACACAGCUUGAUUGUGACAUGGAGGUAGUAGAUUCAGCUCCUCCAACGCCUUUGAGGAAGAGACAGCGAUUAGGCGAUGUCUUGUCUUUCCGUGACACGUGCUGA
Messenger RNA from Alternaria arborescens, 2022 nucleotides. RefSeq lists its product as hypothetical. Bases 1 to 2022 code for a protein of 673 amino acids. The record is from RefSeq and is a predicted model, not a curated record. Lineage: Eukaryota; Fungi; Ascomycota; Dothideomycetes; Pleosporales; Pleosporaceae. The transcript has a single exon.